UCUUAACAUCAGCAUGAGAAAAGGGAAGUCCGUUGUCCCUGGCUCUAUUUCUCUGGUGUGCGUGCCUCAGUUACGAUGAGACUUCAAGUCCUACUCAUUACACUUCACCAAGUGGCGCUAGCUGAACCCCAGAGGGUUGUCUCUGGGUACCUUGGAGAAACCAUUACCUUGCCCUCAGGGGUAGACCCGUCCUGGCAGCUCACCAUAAUUGAGUGGUCAAUAUUCUCCAACAUCACUUGGAUUGCCACCAGUCGCAAUGGGAAGAAAAACACUGAACGCAUCAGUCGGUAUAAAGGAAGACUCAGUCUCAACAUCUCUACAGGUGACUUGACGAUCCGUAAUUUGACGGAAGACGAUGCCAUGGAAUACACUGUGGACCUCAUCAACAGAGUGAACAACGCCACCGUAAACAGGAUCAGGCUCACAGUUGGGCAACACCUUCAGAAACCGACCAUAAAGAGACUCUUCAGUGCAUCUGUAAAAGGACACUGUUGGAUGGGGCUGCACUGUUCUUCUCAAGAGGAAGGUGUUGACUUGUCCUGGCAGGUUGAACCCCGCACUGUGACUGCCUUCAACACGAGUAAUCGUGAUGGAAACCCUGGAAGCAUUUUAGCAAUCCUCAACAGCACAGACAAGGUGGUCAAAUUCACCUGCACCUCCAGCGGGACCGGGGAGAAUGCCUCAAGUGCUGUCACUCUGAAAUGUGACGAUGACGCGCCCCAGCCCCAGCCCCAGCAGGAGUCUAGGGAUAGAUGUGGUCUUUACUCUGUAAUCAGCGUUGUAGCUUUACUUGUCAUAGUGGUAAUACUUUACAUUUUCAAAGAAAAAAUCAAGGCUGCAUGGAAACGACUCGGUGACAAACUGUAAACCCACAUCAUAAUCUAAAGUUAGCUAGACAUCUAUGAAAGAAAAGUUUCAAGAAGCUAGAGGGACUACACCACAAAAACAUUAGCAAUGCCUGACGAUGACUGCAUUUCUUUUGCACAAGAAUGUUAACAUUAAUUCAUUUUAAUAUACUCUGCAGACCAAAACAUUUUGAAUGCAACGAGGAAUGAUGUCAUUAGCAAUCAAGAUAUGGAGUACAUCUCAUGUAAAUACAUAUCUGACACAAACCACAUCAUUACUUGUUUUUCCAUCUUCUCUACUUCUAAUAUCUAGUUCGAAAUGUCCUGUCUGCCUUAUGGUUUCUAUUUUAUUGCUCUGUCGAAUGCAUGUCACAUUUUUAUUCCUUUUAACUGUAAAAUGUUUUAUAACAUUAAAGGAAUAAUUCAGCUCUGAUUGCUGGCAGGGGGCAGAGGGUCUAGAUGAGAAGGUGGAUAUCAAAAUGUUGAAAUAUUAUGAUAAAUUGUAAUACUGCUACUGUUAUUGUGGGCUUAACCUGGUUUGCCUUUGUUUUAUUUUUUUAAAACUGAUAUCUAAAUAAACAAACAUCUGUAGCUCUAUGUUCAUAAAAUGUGGAUUUUCUUGGCUUCUGCAACCUUAGGAACUGACUUUAAGCUGUGCAUGAUUUUAAAAUGUUAAACUAUUCCAUCACAUUAAAACAAUAUUUCUGAAAGUUCAUUUGAAAUCAUUACA
Molecule: messenger RNA, 1575 nt
Organism: Xiphias gladius (swordfish)
Lineage: Eukaryota; Metazoa; Chordata; Actinopteri; Istiophoriformes; Xiphiidae
Exons: 8
Coding region: 76-867 (263 amino acids)
Source: RefSeq, a predicted model, not a curated record